ACACGCUAUUACUCCAAUAUUUGUUUUUAUUUUUUCGAAAAUUAAAGAUAUACAUUACUUUUUUCAGUAUCUACUUCACUCGCGAUUAGAAAAUUAUCUCAUAUGUACAUUUAUUUAAUUUUCGCAAAACUUCAUUGCGCAACAUUUUAAUUAUUAUUUCAGCUAUCUGUUUUGUGUGUGAUCAAAUAAACUCAAAGUCACAAGUGUUCAUUUCUUUUUUAAGUCUUAAUUUUUCAUUUAUGUAAUAAUUUAAAUAAUAUAGUGUAAAAUGAGCACCAAAAAUUUGGAUAACACGAAACAAUCGCUCCUGAAACAGGCCGGCCUGCAAAUAAUUGCUGGAGGGUCUGCGGGCUUUGUCGAAGUAUGUCUCAUGCAUCCACUUGAUUUGGUUAAAACCCGACUUCAAAUUCAAAACAAAAUAAAUAAUACCGCUUCAUCGGAGUUAUACUACAAAGGUGUAUUGGACUGUUUCCGGAAAAUGUUGCGCAAUGAAGGACUAUUUUCAUUUUGGAAAGGAAUAGUACCUCCGAUUUUAGCCGAAACCCCAAAGCGGGCUACAAAAUUUCUCUGUUUCGAGCAAUAUAAAAAAAUUUUCAUGUUUGGGUCAGACAAAGCAACUCCACAAGCAUAUUCAUUAGCUGGUUUGGGAGCUGGAGCAACAGAAGCAGUUAUUGUAAAUUCUUUCGAAGUUGUAAAAGUAACAUUGCAGUCAAAUCGAGCCAAAUCAACUGAAAUACCAUCAACUUUUAGCGUGGCCCGAAAUAUUAUUAAAACAGAGGGUUUUGGUUUGCAAGGCUUGAAUAAAGGUCUAACAGCGACGAUUGCACGAAAUGGCGUUUUCAAUAUGAUUUACUUCGGUUUUUACCACAGUGUAAAGGACUAUUUUCCAGCGUAUGAGGAACCAAUGAAAGAAUUUAUACGUAAGGUGGGAAUUGGAUUUACAUCAGGAACAAUAGCCAGUUUUGCUAAUAUUCCUUUUGAUGUGGCGAAAUCUAGAAUUCAGGGGCCACAACCGGUGUCAGGUCAAAUAAAAUAUCGUACUACUUGUGGAACUUUGUUAACAGUAGCUCGAGAGGAAGGAUUUUCUGCAUUGUAUAAAGGUUUAUUACCGAAAGUGAUGCGCCUCGGGCCAGGUGGUGCAAUAAUGUUACUUAUGUAUGAAUUUUCUUAUGACUAUUUACAACAGAAAUUUCUGUGAAUAUAAAAUUUACAACAUUUUUUAUGUUUAUAAAAUCCAUUUGACAACAA
Messenger RNA from Contarinia nasturtii (swede midge), 1248 nucleotides. RefSeq names its product mitochondrial 2-oxodicarboxylate carrier. The transcript is spliced from 7 exons. Bases 269 to 1198 code for a protein of 309 amino acids. The record is from RefSeq and is a predicted model, not a curated record. NCBI's taxonomy places the organism in Eukaryota, Metazoa, Arthropoda, Insecta, Diptera, Cecidomyiidae.